UUAGAAUUAGUAAGUUUUACUGGGUGUCAGACAACAGAGGCUCGUGAUUGGCUAUAUCCUGACGCAUUGAAGGUGACGCUCGGUGACGUUGCAGAUGUCUGUGCUUUACCUGGAGCGGCUAGCAAGAGUGAAAAAGUUGUAUUGAACCGAUUCGGCGGACAUUUUAUAUACUUUUGGUCGGAUUUUGUGUCAUUCGAGAGGCUGUGAGCACAGAAGGUACCACGGAAAACGGCACUGCACUAUAGGGGGAGAGAGGAGGACAGUAUCGCGCUUCAACGGAGGAGAGAGGAGGUCGGCAACUACUCGCGCGGGGAAGAGACGAAGGCAGCACCGCGGGCCAGUGGGGAAGUGAGGACGGUAACAGGUGGCUGUCUGCUGAAUCUGGACGUAAGGUGCUGCUGGUGAGACGUGGGAAAGUUCGUUUUCAUCCAGUUCUGAAAUUUUUCACGUUUUGCUUUUCAUUGGAUUUUUUUUGUCAAGUCAUGAGGCGGGCGUUUUAGCUGGUUAGCUAACUCUGCUAAGAUAGCUAAAAGCGGGAGCAGUAACAUUAGCUGUAAGGGAUGGAUGACCACAACCUGGAAGGAGCUCGCCAGGUCAUGAUCAGUGAAAUGAUGAAGAGAAAGCCAAAUGGACCCCUCAUCAAGAAGGAGAUGGAUGUGACGUUUGCUCUUCGGAGAAAAGAAGUUGUCAUAGACAAGCCUGCCAUCAGCCAGAUAAUACGUCGAUGGCCAGCUCUAUUCACAGAAAGCCAGGUUUGUUAUGAGUUCAACAGAGUGGUGGGGAAAAAUCUUAGAGAGAACUUCUUUGAUGCACUUGACCAUCUCUCCCCAAGCCUGAUGGACCUCUUCAGGAAGAAGAAGGGCCUCACUGGCCAGCUUUUGGCUGAGCUUUUACAUCAGACAAAGACCACCGAACCAACAGACAUCAGGUGCCUCUGUCUUCGAGGACUGGCAGUCAUCUUGGGGGAUGAUCCAUCUGCUUUCUUCAAGACCUCCUCCGAUGCAACUGACAAAGACUCCUACAGUCAGACUUCAGUGGGAAUCCUCUGCAUUGGUCAAGAAAGUUCUCAGCUCAACCCAUCCAGAGUGGGGAUCAUCUUGGAGGGGACUGUGGUAAUGGAUGAACUGGCAAACCUGCCUCAGGCCUUCUAUGUCCUUUUUGGCCUGAUUUAUGCCCUGCACCUUGACUACCCCAAGUGUAUGAAAAAUACCUUCCACUUUGUUCAGCAGGUAAUGUUCAACCUGGGUAAAAGUGAGCUGGCACCCAAAAUACAAACCUUGAAAAAUCAGCUCUCAGAGUAAAACAGGGUUCGAAUAGGUAAACUACUGCUCCAGAUAUUCAGCACACUUGUAUACUAACAUGUUUACUGGUGUGCUGUUUGCAGUGCAUGUUUUAUGGUGUUAGCACUGAUUUUACAGUUCUGUUUUACAAGGUCCCUGUUUGAUACAGACUUGCAGCAAAUAGGGUUAAAGGGAUAAUUUUUUAUUUUUUUUAUUUGGGGUUAUAUGAGGUACUUAUGACCUCCGCAGCUGCAGAUUUAUCCAAGCAGCAAGCAAGCAUACCAAAAAUUGCUUCAGGACACUUUUACGAAAGUGCUGAAAAGGUCUGAAUAAGUGUUAUAACUCUGAUGUAUUUGCCAUAAGUUAGAUGUUCACUUAAAUUUUCUCAAUGACCAGCUUUUAAAAAUUUCUAAACGUUUUUCCCAUCUUCACUGGGGCCAGGGAAAAGUUAACAUUGUUAUUGUGUGCAUUACACCAUCUUUGUUUAAUUGUGUAUUCAGACAUAUUCGGUCUCUCAGAAACAAGCAGAUGCUUUUAGUUGCCAAUUGUCUCCUGACAAUUCUCAUUUUCAAAUAUUUUUCUGUGUUCAAGUGAGUAAUUGUUAAAUGUUCAUUGGGACCAAACAGAGAUGUUACUAGGUGCUACUGUGUUCACUAACAAUGUAUAUUUUGCAUUUCAUAAUGGAAAUUUACAAAGGUUAUUCUCUCUGAGAAAAAAAAACAAAAUGCUGAGUACACUGUGAGCCUUUGCACUGUAUUUAUUUUUCAUUAGUAAUUUGUUUUAGAUUUUUUUAAAAUUUUUUUUUUACAAAGUUUAGUUUUUAGUUUUUUGAUUAUGUGGAGAUUUAUGUAACUGAUUUUUUUAAAUACGUGCAUUGCAGACAGUGUAAUGUAUGAUUGUCUCAUUUGUUGAACGUUUCUAAAAUAAAACAGAAAAAGAAUAUA
Messenger RNA from Acanthopagrus latus (yellowfin seabream), 2224 nucleotides. RefSeq lists its product as uncharacterized. NCBI's taxonomy places the organism in Eukaryota, Metazoa, Chordata, Actinopteri, Spariformes, Sparidae. Bases 561 to 1301 code for a protein of 246 amino acids. The transcript has 4 exons. The record is from RefSeq and is a predicted model, not a curated record.